UGUCUUCUGAAUGAGAGAGAUGUUAAAUCGUAUAGCCGUGAAGUCGGACAGUGCACAUAUGUACAAUAUUAAACAAAUGGGGUCACGCCUAUUUAUGGUUUAUAUACCAGAAUGUAGUAUUACCUAUAUUAUUGGCUGAAACACAGGGAGUUAUAAAUAAGGAAGAUUGAUUCGCAAAGUGCUAUAAAACUAAUUAUUGUUGAAUGGUAUUUAUAUAUAUAUUAUUGGUAAGUUUGUUCUACUAAGUGUUGAGUCCAAACUAGACUCAUGUUGGUCUUUAUUUAUUUCACUCAGGAGAAUUCGUGUCGUGUAUUUUCUACAGCCACUAAAAUACAUAGGCCCUGGCAUAACAUCUAGACAGGGAGAACUUAAUCUCGGUGAAAGCUGAGUAGAAAAUAUGCUUGGGCAAAAUAAACUAAGAUAUUGUGCCCUUAUCAGCCUGAUUUGUGGAUUCGUCAGCCUUUUUAUAAUGUCGGAGAUAUCUACAUUCCUGUUAAAACACAAGUUUUCACAAGGUAAUGAAACUCAAACAUAUCAUUAUGCAAACUAUACCAGGACGGCAAUGGCAACCAAGGCUCACGACCACGAUGGACCAACGUUUGUGCUUAUUUUGGCCUACAUGAGAAGUGGUUCCUCAUUCACAGGAGAUCUUAUUCAACAUCAUCCGGACGUAUUCUACCGAUUUGAACCGCUAUAUAACUUGAAAAACCGUUACACGAGGGUAAAAAAUAUCAGUGACGAUGUUCUAAUCAGUGACGAUGAAUACGCCCAAAGGCAGCUUGAAAUUCUUAAAAAAUGGUUUACAUGCAACUUAACAAGCUACAAAGCCGAAAUAUUUAUGGACAGAGGCUUAAAAACACGCCAAUAUACUAUGUGUGUUAGGGGUAAAAACAACACCAGGAUACUACGAGCAAAGUGUUUACAACAAUUAAUCCAGGCCUGUCAACAAUCAAAAUUUCGUGUCAUAAAAACAAUUCGUUUGUCUGUCAAAUCUAUUUCAAAGUAUUUCAGUGAAACGCCAAAUUUUAAAAUAAUCCAUUUAAUAAGAGAUCCCCGAGCCAUUGGGUCUUCUAGAAGUAAACUAUAUAAAAAGUCCAAUAGACACUACAACCGAUUAUGCCCUUUAAUGACAAAUAAUCUUAAGGCUGGUUCCAAACUAAGGCCACAAAGCAGAUACAGAAUUCUACGCUACGAAACUGUGGCAGAAAACCCGUUUACGUCUAUGUAUGAUAUUUAUAAAUUCAUCGGACUAACACCAACAUUUGAAAGUAUUGGCCAAUUGUAUUUGGACACGCAUUCAGAUACGAAUGUCGAAAAAACAUAUGGUACCACACGACAAAAUUCAACACAAACGGCCAACCAAUGGAGACUUCGGGUUACUAAAGAUUAUGUACAAGAAAUGAACGAAAACUGUGCACAAUUUUAUUUAGUUGCUGACUAUUUUAAAGCAGAUAUAAACCUCAUAAAGGAUAUUAGUAAACCACUCAGACCUAAAGAAAAUGGAACAUUUUUUCGGUUAUCAAAAAUAUAACUGAAAUUGCACGUAUCGUUACCCAAAAUUUAGGUAAUUUAAACAAUCUAUGAAAGGUUAUUCAACGUGUGCGUAUUGUAACGCAAACUUUGGUAAUUUAAAUAAUUUUUGAAAGGUUAUUCAGCGUGCAAGUAUUGUAACGCAAAGUUUGGUAAUUUAAAUAAUCUUUGAAAGGUUAUUCAACGUGUGCGUAUUGUAUAGGAACAUUUAGGUAAUUUAAACAAUCUUUGAAGGGUUAUUUAACGUGAACGUAUCGUAACGCAACAUUUAGGUUAUUUAAACAAUCUUUUAAACGUUACUUAAAGGUAUUGUUGGGUAUUAAAAUGAUCAGUGAGCAGUCCGGUUUUCAAACAAUGGUAAUCAAAUUAAAAUUAUGGUAAAAACAAUGUUUGUAAAAUUCCCGAUACAGUUGGGAGCUACGGUGACUCAGUGAGUAAGGUGCUGGCUCACUAACCAGGAGGGCAGGGGUUCGAUCCCAGUGUUGGACGAGAAAAAUUCACGAAGUUUACCCAGCGUGGUUUCCGAUUGCCAGUGGUACUGUACCUAAGGUCUGGCAAGGAAACUGUCUAAUCGUUCUGGUGUGACGAAAAACCGAGGUCUCGUGUACACAUUGGCGUACACGUGAAAGAACCCCUGGCAGUUGGAAUUCGAAAUAAGGGUAGUCCGUAGUGCAAAUUUACCUUCGUGGCUCAUCACUGACAGCCGAUUAUUUGAACAAUGGUAUGAAAAUUUUAAAAGAUAAAAAAGGCAUUAUGGAGAAAACUUGAAGUGUUUCUGGGGAUGUACAUGUUCGCUCUGGUAACAGGUUUUAAGGACGAGGGGAUUGUUGAUGAUCCAGCGUCAUUAAGUCUUAGUCACACGAUCAGCAAGAUGACUACACAACGAACAUAAGAUUGGUGAGUUCGCGCGCCCAGUUACCCACUGAGUAUCACCUUUUCUAACGACAUUCCUUGUGCCAAAUAGGUAAUUUUGGUCAAAAAUAUUUCAGGAAUCAGACCCGCUUAUUCCCAUCUGUAUUUAGGAGCCGAUCAUUGUAUAGAAACAUUUGGAAGUUUUUUUUUGAGAGGCAUUCUAAAGGCUACCCUACAUUCCAUAUUGAAUUCCCUAAAAGACAAGAGAACAUUAUAGAUCAAAAACAGUAAAAUACAAAACAGUACUCUGGGAUACCAAAACCUGAAGAAAGGUCAUAGAGCAUUUACACUCGAACAUAGGAAUAUGAGUAAAGGAGAACUUUUGCUCAAACGUCGGUAUAUGUAGGAGGUUGGCACAUGCGGUCAAAAUUAUGGAAGUGCCAUAAAUCCUGUUGUGAUCUAGACCAUCUUCCCCUUCAGAGAUUUCAAUACUAGACAUUGAAUGCUCCUACAUGAAUACUUCUAAAUGUUCCGUCUUCUGGUUCUUCUUUAAAUGAGUAGGUGGAUAAUAAACAUAUCAAGUUUAUGAUAGUCAUGUCAGUCAAUAAAUCUAUACGAUGAUCUGCUCCUAAAUACAGAUCUUAAUAACCGUGGUCUGAUCCCUACAAAAUCAUACACGACUUAUGACCCUUCCCUAUGGCUGCCAAGCGAGCGUGAAAGUCACAUUUUGUCACAAAAAUAUUAUGAUUUUAAACAAAAUGACCCGUUUCGCAGGAGGCACGUUCAAAUAACGAAACAUAUAGACGUAAUGGUGAUUAUCAGUAGUCAUUUGAAGAUAGUUGUUGGUAGUUGCUGAAAAGGCGCUGCUUUGGUUAAAUUGUGCUGAUGUAAAACGUCCGAUUUUGUCACAAAAACAUCACGAGUUAUAACCAAGAUAACAUAUUUGGUACGAGGAACGUUCAAGUAACAUAAUGUAGCACUGAUGUUAAUAAUCAACGGCCAUAUUAACGUUUGAAGUAGUCGGUCAUCAGUGAAAAACCAAGUAUGGUUAGCGUGCGCGCGCUGUAUCAUAAAGUCUGUCAUUGAGUCGACUGGCGUGGUUUCGAAUCCCCAGUCGUACGUGACAAGGAGUAGAGUCGCCUGUCCAACCUCGUGGGUUUUCUCCGGGUCUCCGGUUUCCUCCCACUGCUAAAGACCCCUACACGCAAGCGAAUUAUUGAAAUAAAAUUAAACCAUAUGUUAGUCCCGAAAUGACCUAGUUUGUGUCGAGUGGACGUUAAACCCCAUCUCUCUCUCUCUCUCUCUCUCUCUCUCUCUUAUACACUAUAUACCUCAGAAUGCCACGUUUGACAUUUUUGUCCAAACGUAGCGAAAGCGUGUUAAUAUUUUUGCCACGUUGUAACGUGGUAAAUAAAUGCCACGUUUAUCUGGGGUGCCGAAGCGUGGCUUUUUAGACUGCCGUGUUUUUUAAAUGAGGUGUUUUGUCCAGAACGAGGCCAGGUUAAAAAAAUGCCACGUUUUCUAAACGUGGUUUUCUUCAAGAUAAAGAUAACCGGUACUUGCUAUCAACAAAAAGAGUCACACAAAUAAUGUCCCGCCCUUCACGUGAAUAAUUGCAGAUCUACAUAUUAGAUUAUUUAUCGGGAUAUCUUGUGAUUAAUUAUGAUGGUUCACUUCACUGGAAUUCAAUGGAAUUCUAUUGUGUAUAUUAAACACUGAUUUUUUGUCUGCGA
Patella vulgata (common limpet) is the source of this 4115-nucleotide messenger RNA. RefSeq names its product carbohydrate sulfotransferase 1. NCBI's taxonomy places the organism in Eukaryota, Metazoa, Mollusca, Gastropoda, Patellidae. Gene Ontology annotation, molecular function: N-acetylglucosamine 6-O-sulfotransferase activity. The record is from RefSeq and is a predicted model, not a curated record. The transcript has 5 exons. Bases 398 to 1531 code for a protein of 377 amino acids. Gene Ontology annotation, biological process: sulfur compound metabolic process; N-acetylglucosamine metabolic process.